UUCCAUUGCAAUCUGCUUCAUUUCUCUACCCUGGAGCCCAUUUUGCCUCGGCUACCAGGGAAUACGUUGGCCUACUGCAUUGCACGGGCCACGGUGGGGAAUGUCAUUUGGAACUGGGAAGGGGGGAACAGAGACUAAAUAGAUGAUCCUCGCGACAUUUUGCCACACCAUCCGGGGUCUCCAUCAAACAUGACCUCGACACCCACUCCCAAUAGAGGCCUGGUGGUUUUCUCGGGAGGAAGUGCUGCUAAUAAUCUGGUCGAUGUGUUCAGCGCCGUUCGCGAGAGCAAAAGCUGCCUGCUCAGCUACAUCAUUCCCAUCAGCGACAAUGGAGGCUCAUCCUCGGAGCUGAUCCGAAUCUUCGGCGGUCCUGGGAUUGGCGAUGUCCGAAGUCGUUUAGUUCGACUGAUUCCCGACUGCCCGCCGAACUCUGAACGGGCCGCAAUCAAGACCAUCUUCAAUCAUCGCUUGCCGCCAGAUGCUGCGACGGCCCUUGCCGAAUGGCAGUCGAUCGUCGAUGGGACCUCCAGUCUAUGGAGAUCGGUCACUCCCGCAAAAAAGGAGCUAAUCCGCUCGUUCUUCAAUCUUCUGAACCUGGAGAUUCUCAAACGAGCAAGGCCUCCAUCUUCCACUUUCGACUUCACAUCCGCCAGCGUCGGUAACUUGUUCUUGACUGGCGCUCGCCUUUUUAGCGGCAGUUUUGAGAGCGCUAUCUAUCUCCUAGGCAGUAUCUGCGGCGUUCCAUCGGACGUUGUUCGAGUGAUCCCCGCUAUCAAUUCCAACUUCUCCCAUCACAUCUCGGCCUCUUUGGGUGACGGCACAGUUAUUGUCGGCCAGAACAGUAUUUCGCAUCCCAGCGAGGCUACUGCUUUACAGCCUCGGCCAGGGUCCAGAAGACCCAGUCUACUGCUCGCCGAUGGCGCCGAUGAUAUCGAGCCGCCUGAUGUCGCAGACGCAAUCUCCUACGAGGAUGACCACCUGCCUGGCUCCCUACCUACACUACGCAACAAGAACAUUCAGUUCUCCAAAUCGGAAAACGAGGACCUCCCUUCACGCAUCACCCGCAUCUGGUACAUCAACCCUUACGGCCAAGAGAUCCGUCCUCCGGCCAAUCCGCGUGUGCUCGAAGCUCUGCGCGAUGCCCAGGCGAUCACCUACAGUAUCGGCUCGCUGUACACGUCCAUCCUCCCCUCCCUGAUCCUCCGGGGCGUCGGACAAGCAAUCGUCAGCAGUCCAGCACGCCACAAGAUCCUCAUCCUUAACGGGUCCCUAGAUCGUGAAACAGGCCCGCCUUCCGAACCCUUCACGGCCGUAGAGUUCGUCGAGGCCAUUACCCGUGCUGGCGAAGAAAGCCGCGGCCGAAUGACCCUUCGUUUACCGGACAAUCAGCACCGAUCCUCAUCUCUGGAUCCCAGCAUGCCCUACUCUUCGUACGUGACCCAUAUUCUCCACCUUGACGGCCCUGGAACCCCUCGCGUCGACCGCGACCGUCUAGCCGACAUGGGUAUUGAAACACUCCGUCUCUACGGUCGGAAGAUCGUGACAACCGAUGCCGACGGCACAGAGAUCCCGAUAGGCAUGAAGUAUGAUCCAACGGCGCUUGUACAGGCCUUGGAAGUGGUUCUAGGGAAGAAGGGCGAUGCGAUGCUGCGCGGCGGUGAUGGGAAUGGGCUUAGUCGGCGGAACACAUUGGAUCCGGGGCGAAAACGACGAGAAUGAUCUUUUUGUCUAUUUUCUUUGGGAUUCAUCUAUAUUUGGUUGGCUGUUAUAUAAACGGUAUAAUAUUUAUAUAGGCUUUGAGUUUUGGUUACAUUAUAUUAUGUUGUGAAU
Molecule: messenger RNA, 1830 nt
Organism: Aspergillus steynii IBT 23096
Lineage: Eukaryota; Fungi; Ascomycota; Eurotiomycetes; Eurotiales; Aspergillaceae
Product: gluconeogenesis factor YvcK family protein
Exons: 2
Coding region: 190-1719 (509 amino acids)
Molecular function (GO): LPPG:FO 2-phospho-L-lactate transferase activity
Source: RefSeq, a predicted model, not a curated record